Messenger RNA from Myzus persicae (green peach aphid), 2158 nucleotides. Its product is annotated as espin-like. Gene Ontology annotation, molecular function: protein binding. Bases 634 to 1821 code for a protein of 395 amino acids. The transcript has 3 exons. The record is from RefSeq and is a predicted model, not a curated record. NCBI's taxonomy places the organism in Eukaryota, Metazoa, Arthropoda, Insecta, Hemiptera, Aphididae.
GAUCGCAAUUGUACCGGUUACGCGGUUCAACGAUACCUCCGUCCGGGUCCAAGCGCAAUCGCACUGCCGAAUCUAGCGUACUUACAACAAAAAAGAAUAAUACUAAAUACGCUAUCUCCGAGCUGCCACUGCCCAGAUUAUCGAUUGUACCUGACGAGAGUACGCCGAGACUCCGACAGGCGGUCUCAUCUCGUUCAUCCGUAUCGAUCGCUGUACGCCUGUACUGCACUACUACUGCUGCAGUAUCCAGGCACAUUAUUAUCGUCCGUGACUGCUGUUGCUCUUAGUAUGUGAACAUUUUAUUUUAUUGUUCUUCUCCACUCUCCGGUCGUCAACUGGAUUUUGGUCAGUCAGUGACAUCGAAUCAAUCGCGACGCUUCGAGCUUAAAGUAUUCUCAAGUCACAUACCGACGUACAAAAUAACAUUACUUAUAAUAUGUAAGUCUAAGAACCGCCCGCUUCUUUCUCUGUUGGAUCGUCGCCCAAUAAGCCUAGUAUGCCUCACUCUAAUUCAUGGUUGAAUAUACAAUUCAUGGAGAAAAUCAAUUUGGUUUCAAUCUGACUGAUAAAUUACAAUAAUUCACAAGUGGAUUUAAAAUAUUUUUAAAGGAAUCAGAACAUUUGAAAACUAAGAUGUUCACUUUAUCAAAAUUAUCAUAUUUUCAAUGUCACGAAUUUCAAAAGUAUUGGUAUAAUACCACUCCAAAUAAUGUAAUUAGAAUCGAAAUCAAACAGUGUUGCGAAACCUUAAUGCUCUACAUAAAAGGCGAAAAAAAUAUUGACCGUCGAUCGGAUACUAAGACAUGUUUCAUUGCAGCAGAUUCUGGUCAUUUAGAUUGUUUAGAAUUAGCUCACAAAUUAGGCUUUGCAUGGAACAAAGAAGUCUGCUUGGCUGCUGCAAAAAAUGGUGAUAUGGAUUGUCUAAAGUUUGCCCAUGAGAAUGGUUGUCCGUGGGAUAGAAGUAUAUGUUACACUGCAGCAAAACAUGGUAAUUUGGAAUGCUUAAAAUAUGCUCAUGAAAAUAAGUGUCCUUGGGACAAAUAUACAUCCAACUGGGCUGCAAAUGGUGGCAAUUUUGAUUGUUUGGUAUAUGCGUUCAUAAAUGGUUGCCCUUGGGACGAAAGAACAUGCAUGUUGGCUGCCCAUAAUGGACAUUUUGACUGCUUAAAAUUUGCCCAUGAAAAUGGUUGUCCAUGGGCUGAAGACACAUGCAAAUGGGCUGCAAGUAGUGGACAGCUGCAGUGUUUAGUGUACGCUUUUAGCAAUGGUUGCCCAUGGACUGUAGAUACAUGUACCAAGGCUGCAACAAAAGGCAAUCUUGAAUGCUUAAAGUAUGCUCACACCAACGGGUGUGUUUGGGAUAAAAAAACAUGUACUAUGGCUGCCGCUAAUGGGCAUUUAGAUGUUUUAAUGUAUGCCCAUGAAAAUGGGUGCCCUUGGGAUGAAAGUACAACAUUCCGUGCAGCCGAAAGUGGACAUUUAGAUUGCUUAGUUUAUGCUUUUACUAAUGGAUGUUCAUGCGAUGAUAAAACGUCUAGUGCAGCUGGUAGAAAUGGGCAUUUGGAUUGUUUAAAGUAUCUGCAUGAAAAUAAAUGUUCUUGGGAUUCAUUUUUAACUUAUGGAUCUGCAAAAAAUGGGCAUUUAGAUUGUCUUCAAUAUGCCCAUGAAAAUGGAUGUCCAUGGCAUUCAGAAACAUGUUACAUGGCUGCAGUGAAUGGGCACUAUGAAUGCAUAAGAUAUGCUCGAAAAAAUGGAUGUCCUUGGGAUGAAAAAACACGUAGAUGGGCUGCCAAUCAUGGACAAUUUGAGGACUGUUUUUAAUCCAUUCAUGAAAAUCAGCUGUAAGAAUUUAAUUUUUUUUUAAUAACUAGAUAUUUUUAUUUGAUUUUGUAGCUACAUGGGUACCAUUAUGAAUAGUAUUAUAUUAGUACUAAUUAUUUAUAUAAAUAUUUACUAAGUCUGGGUAUGUUCAUCAUUAUAAACUUAUUUUAAUUAAUACAAUAAAAAAAAAGUUCAGUGACAUUUUUAAAUGAUUGCACUAUUUAAUAUUUUUUAAGUUUAAGUCAAUGUAAUAAUAUUGAAUUCUUGAGUUCAAAUUGUUUUUUUAUAUUUAUGUAUUUAUUUAUCUAGAUAUAUUAAAAUUUCAAUGAAUUUUAAA